This is a messenger RNA of Cuscuta europaea, 1480 nucleotides long. The record is from the annotation of a GenBank genome assembly. Lineage: Eukaryota; Viridiplantae; Streptophyta; Magnoliopsida; Solanales; Convolvulaceae.
AUCUUCUGAACAACCACAUUAUAUAUAUCUUGUCAUGGAGAUGAGUUAAUUAACUUCAUCUUGUAAUAAUUUGUAAGUUUUCGAUAAGUGUCAAAAUAAGGGCGGUUUGAAAUCUCAAAUGGAGUAUCCUAUUAAAAGAGUUAAUGACAAAUCAUUGAGAUGCCUUAUUGAAAAUUACCAGAUUACUGUUCUAAAACCAUGCCGAAGAGGAAAGAAACUGCUAGUUCUUGAUAUAGACCACACUCUAUCUGAUCACACAACGUCAGAAGACCCCAUGAGACCAUAUCUUCAUGAAUUUCUCUCGGCCAUUUACUCAAAGUAUGAUAUCAUUAUCUGGUCCGCAUCCAGAAUGAAGAAGAUUAAGUCCAAAUUAGAACAACUUGGAAUUAUUAAUAGUCCCAACUAUAAUAUAGUCACACUUUUUGAUCGUACAGCGAUGUUGAAGACUAGCAACAUAAUAAAAGAUCAUGACAAUGGCAUGUCAUUUAUUACUUGUAAGCCCUUACAUCUGAUUUGGGCCAAAUUUCCAGAGUUUUACAAUCCGAGAAACACUAUAAUGGUGGAUGAUAUGGAGAAGAACUUUAAAAUGAAUCCACAGAAUGGUCUGACCAUAAAGGCAUUCUGGAAGCACAACUAUGCUAAUGAUGAGGAACUCCUUAAACUUGCCCAAUAUUUGCUUGCCAUUUCUGAACUUGAUGACUUAAGUUCCCUCGAUCACAAAUGUUGGGAGAUAUAUUUUACGAAUGUUACAGAAAAAGAACAUAUUUCUCCAUCUUAUGCCAAGACCUGCCCCACAUGUUUUUCUACUACUGCUAAUAAUAAAAUAGGUAGAAUUUUGAAAAAAUUCUAUACAAAAGUUUUUCUAUGUUUCCCUUGGUUUAUUGUAAAUUUAUGUCCUUGCAUCAUCACAAAAGAGAGCUAAUGAAACUCCCUACAUUUAUGUUUCCCUUGGUUUUUCUAUAUGACUCCAUUAUUGAUAUUAAAAAGAGUUACUAUUACAUGGCGUCUCAUAAAACUCCCUACAUAGAGUUUCGAACUCGAGACAGGUCGUAUGGGAGAAUGAGUUGGUGACCAGUUGAACCGGUUCUAUAAUGAGAAGGUUGAGAGAAGAUGACGAGCACUUUGUCAAGGCGUAUUGUAAAAUGAAGAAGUAAGAGGUGCACACCUCCUUUGUGCAAAAUCAGAAAAUCGGGGAGGCCGAAGAGAAAGAGAAUCUCUUCUACUGUAGAAAUUGAGUCAAGAUGGAACUGCGAAAGGUGCAUACAACAUGGACAUAACGAGAAAACUUGUAAUAAUCUGAUACCUUUAUAGAUGGUUGAGAGGCAUGUUUUUAUGUUGUUUAUAAGUAUUAAGGGGAUUGACAAAUAAAUAGUGCAGGAGUUGCAUGUGAUAAAUACACAUAUGACGUCUGAAUUUCUUUAUGUUCUAUAGAUUAUUUAUGUAUUCAGCUAGUUGCUAUAAAUUAUUGUGAUAUGGCUAA